AUGUCACAGUCGCCAUCUUCGGCUGGCGCGAUGGGUAUUGGGAGCGUGCUGAACAUUAAAGCCGAAUCAGGGACCCAACAAUCCCAACAAGGCACGCCAUCCGAUCUGCAGCAACCGCAACAGCACCAGCAGCACCAGCAGCAGCAACACCAGCAACACCAGCAACAACAACUGCAGCGCGCGCCCCAGCAACUCCAGCCGCUUCAGAUGGAUCGCCCAAACUCGCCUCACGGGUCAGAGCAAUCAAGGUACUCGGGUCCAAUGAACGCGUCCUACCCUUCGCCCACAGCUAUGGCUGCCCCCCUGCCUCCUAUGCCUGGUGGAAAUAUGGCACCUCAGAUGGUUCCGCAUGAGCUCCAGCAGAAUCUUGGGUUGUCCCAGACGGCUUAUCAGCCCUCCCCGGUUACUACCCAGCCGCCCACAAAGCAGUUUCCCUGCAGCACGUGUGGGAAGCCUUUUGCGAGGCGGAGCGAUCUUGCUCGCCAUGAGCGUAUUCACAGCGGUAUCCGGCCACACGUCUGCGACUACCCAGGCUGUGGCAAGCAGUUCAUUCAGCGGUCUGCUUUGACCGUUCACUCUCGUGUGCACACGGGUGAAAAGCCCCACCAGUGCGAGCGUUGUGGAAAGCCUUUUAGCGACAGCAGUUCUUUAGCUCGCCACCGUCGUAUCCAUUCUGGCAAGCGGCCUUACAAGUGUCCAUAUGCCGACUGCCAGAAGACGUUUACCCGUCGCACGACCUUAACUCGGCACCAGAAUCACCAUGUUGGCACUGUUGAGGACUCGGCUAGGGCCCGAGCUGAAGCUUUGGCGCAGGGUGCUACUGUUGCCGCCGCCGCGGCUGCUAGGAGCAAAUCGCGGUCCGGCAGUGAGCAGGCAUCUAACCAUGAGUCUCCUUUGACAAGCGCCACAUCGCCAGGGCAGCGGCCCAUCUCCAUGUCUCCCGGCGCAGAGCUAGCUGGGAUGAAUAACAUGCAGUAUCUCAGCAACUCGAUCCCUGCGCAUCUUCGUGGGGACGUUCACGUCGGGAGCCCCUCUCCAACCACCCCCACGGCGUAUAACAACGGCAUGCGCCCUACAUCCCACCCGAACGCAUAUGGCCCUCCCCAGACUCUUGAGCCGAGCAUUGAACAACCGCAACAAGGCACCGGCAGUGCCGCUGGCAGCCCCCAUAUCGCUAGUGUCGGUUGGGCUUCCCCCGGUCCUGUCGGCUCCCCCGCCCAGAGCCCGAACGGCAACGGCUAUGUCUACCCCGAUCCCGAGUCUUACCCCAGCGGCACCCCAAUCGCCCAGAUGUUCUAUAACAGCGCUGUGGCCGCUCGCCGCCCGGAGAGUGCGGAACCUGGAAACCCAUCGUUCGACACGAAGGGCCGGCAGGGAGAGCUCUGGACGAACGCUCAGUAG
This is a messenger RNA of Dichotomopilus funicola, 1401 nucleotides long. RefSeq lists its product as uncharacterized. The transcript is spliced from 3 exons. The coding region runs from base 1 to 1401 and encodes 466 amino acids. Gene Ontology annotation, biological process: regulation of transcription by RNA polymerase II. NCBI's taxonomy places the organism in Eukaryota, Fungi, Ascomycota, Sordariomycetes, Sordariales, Chaetomiaceae. Gene Ontology annotation, molecular function: RNA polymerase II cis-regulatory region sequence-specific DNA binding; DNA-binding transcription factor activity. The record is from RefSeq and is a predicted model, not a curated record.